UUCAUCAAGUAUAAGUCACUCUGUUUUCUUCAUUUUUCAUUCUCCAGAGUCCCAUGGCUUUUCCAUGUGUUUCUUUCAUUCUUCUUCUUCUUCCUCUUCUUCUUCUUCAAGAGUCUUCCUUUGUUCUUUCUCGGCUUUCAACCAAUGUUUACAUUGUGUAUAUGGGAGAAAGACCCCAUGAUGAACCAGAACUCAUUGAAGACUCUCACCACCAAAUUCUCUCAAAUCUCCUUGGAAGCAAAGAAGCUGCCAAGGAAUCGAUUUUAUACCACUACAAACACGGGUUCUCAGGGUUUGCUGCAGUUUUAACAGAGUCUCAAGCCAAGGUUAUUGCAGACUUCCCUGGAGUUGUCCGUGUGGUUCCCAACAGAAUUCUCAGCCUACAAACAACUAGAAGCUGGGAUUUUCUCCAUGUAAACCCUCAUUCAGGGACUGGAAUCCUUUCAAAGAGUCUUUCGGGUUUUGGGUCCAUCAUUGGCAUCAUAGAUACAGGGAUAUGGCCUGAGUCUGAUAGCUUUAAAGAUAAGGGCAUGGGUAAAAUCCCCUCUCGCUGGCAUGGGACAUGUCAAGAAGGAGAACAAUUUAACCGCUCCAACUGCAACAGGAAAAUAAUCGGUGCGCGUUGGUAUAUCAAAGGAUAUGAGGCUGAUUUUGGAAAGCUGGAUACAAGUGGGGGUGUUGAAUUCUUGUCUCCUAGGGAUGCAGUAGGCCAUGGUACUCACACUGCUUCAAUCGCUGCGGGUUCUCUAGUAAAAAAUGCAAACUUUAGGGGACUAGCUCGAGGAUUGGCAAGAGGGGGGGCUCCAUCAGCUCAGUUAGCUGUCUACAAAGUCUGCUGGUCUACUGGUGGAUGCAGCUCAGCGGAUGUUCUUGCUGCAUUUGAUGAUGCUGUUCUUGAUGGGGUGGAUGUUCUCUCAGUGUCCCUGGGCUCAUCCCCGCCACUUACUGCUUAUUUUGAUGAUUCUUUGGCCAUUGGUUCCUUCCAUGCUGUAGCUAAAGGGAUUUCUGUUGUAUGCUCUGCUGGUAACUCUGGCCCUUACCCUCAAACCGUCAUCAAUACGGCUCCAUGGAUCAUAUCAGUUGCAGCCAGCACCAUUGAUAGAGCUUUCCGAACUGUGAUUACCUUGGGGAACAACCAAACUCUUGUGGGACAGGCUUUGUAUACAGGGAAGAAUGUGAAUAAGUUCUACUCUUUUGUGUAUGGAGAAAGCAUUGUCUCACAAGAUUCAGAUGAAGAUAGUGCAAGAGGUUGUGACAUAGGAAGCUUGAAUGCUACUUUAGCAAGCGGAAAUGUUGUUCUCUGUUUCCAAACUCGGUCUCAGAGGUUCUCUGCCACUGCAAUAAGAACUGUACUAACAGUUGGGGGUGUUGGACUCAUUUUUGCCAAGUCUCCCAGUAAGGAUGUUACACAAUCUAUGGGAAUCCCCUGUGUCGAGGUGGACUUGGUUAUAGGGACAUCUCUGCUGACGUACAUGGUGUCAACCAGCAAGCCUAUGGUCAAGUUUAGUCCCACAAAGACAAAGGUGGGACUACAGAGUUCCCCAGAGGUGGCUUACUUCUCUUCCAGAGGACCCAGUUCUCUUUCUCCCUCUGUGUUGAAGCCUGAUAUUGCUGCUCCUGGGGUGAGUAUAUUGGCUGCCUGGUCUCCUGCUGCUUCUUCCCCCACAAUUGAUAUGACUCAAAAAGAAUUACCUCCUGAGAACUUCAAUAUUGAGUCAGGAACCUCCAUGGCUUGUCCCCAUGUUUCUGGCAUUGUGGCUCUUCUCAAUUCCAUGUACCCCACCUGGAGUCCUGCUGCAAUCAAGUCUGCUCUUAUCACAACAGCCUCUGUGAAGGAUGAGUAUGGUCUAAAUGUAGUGGCUGAGGGAGCUCCAUACAAGCAAGCCGACCCGUUUGAUUAUGGAGGUGGUCAUGUAGAUCCUAACAAGGCCAUGGACCCUGGUCUCAUAUAUGACAUGGGAAUGAAAGACUAUGUCCAUUUUCUGUGUUCCAUGGGCUACAACACCACUGCUAUCCACUUAAUCACCAAGUCCCCAUGCCCCAAAAACCAAAACCGAAACCUCCUCCUGAACCUUAAUCUUCCUUCCAUCAUCAUUCCCAAUCUGAAGAAGAGCUUAGCAGUAUCAAGAACAGUGACAAAUGUUGGUCCAGAAGAGUCUGUGUACAUAGCCCAGGUUGAAGCUCCUCCAGGCACAAAUGUUAGAGUGGUGCCAUGGAUUUUAUCAUUCAAUUCCACCACAAAGAAGCUAAAGUUCAAGGUAUUCUUUUGUUCCCAGCAAAGACUACUAGGAAGAUAUUCAUUUGGGCAUCUGUUGUGGGGAGACGGCUUCCAUGCAGUGAGAAUACCAUUGAUCAUCGGAACCGUAAAUGCAGAUUUGUAAGUCCUAGAGUGCAUUUGAUAGUGUUUCUCUUUGAAGUGCUUUUAGUGAAAACUUUUUUGUUUAGCAGUGUUUUUAGGGGAAUUGCCUAUCGAGUAUUUCUUUAAAAAGUAUUGUUAGUGAUUUUUCAA
Molecule: messenger RNA, 2509 nt
Organism: Vitis riparia (riverbank grape)
Lineage: Eukaryota; Viridiplantae; Streptophyta; Magnoliopsida; Vitales; Vitaceae
Product: subtilisin-like protease SBT3.9
Exons: 11
Coding region: 54-2381 (775 amino acids)
Biological process (GO): proteolysis
Molecular function (GO): serine-type endopeptidase activity
Source: RefSeq, a predicted model, not a curated record